Penicillium daleae is the source of this 420-nucleotide messenger RNA. RefSeq lists its product as uncharacterized. The record is from RefSeq and is a predicted model, not a curated record. The coding region runs from base 1 to 420 and encodes 139 amino acids. The transcript has a single exon. NCBI's taxonomy places the organism in Eukaryota, Fungi, Ascomycota, Eurotiomycetes, Eurotiales, Aspergillaceae.
AUGUCUCUUAGUCGCUUUGCUGUUGUUCUUUUCAUGCUUCAAGCAAGCGCUAUUGCUCAAUCCACAACGUCAUCUUCGACAACAACGCCUAUUUCUCAGGCCACUGGAAGCAGUCAAGUUCUCCGCCCUACACAAGGCGAGAUCGUCACCUACGCUUCUCCGUACACUAUUCGCUGGACACCACCAAAUGUCUCAGGAAGUAUCUCGAUCGAGGUAUGGGAUACUGAUACGUCGGGCUUGGCGUAUUCCUUUACGGAAGUCGACGGGAUGGAUAAUCAGCCAAUUGCCUGUGAUGGCUACCUUGCCAAUAUGAAUUGCGGGAAGAUAGCGCAACGCAUACCGGAUACUGGAGAACAUGGUCAGUUAUCCCCCAUUCUUCUGCCACAUGCUGGCAACAUGUUUGCGGGCUCGUUGGUUUGA